AUAAUUUCUGGUAUCAAUACAAUAAUAAGAGGGAAGAAAAAGGCUAUAUGCUAUCAAUAUUAAACAGUCUUGCUGAAUAUUUCCAUCUAAUGAAUGAUAUAAUGCCAACAUCAGAAAAUAAUGAAGUAAUACCACAAAAACCCAUAUAUGUUGUUUUUGACGGAAAGCUUCCUGGAGUGUACAUAUCUUUUGAAGAGAUAGUAGCCCAAAAAAUAGAUGCAAAAUUAAUGGGUGGAUUGUCAUGGAAAAAAUAUAUAGAUUUUGAUGAAGCUUUAACUCAGGCCAGAAAAAUAUUAGGAAUAAACUACUACUUGGAACCAGCAGCAAAAGAAUAUAUACAAAAAUGCAAAAAAGCCAAAAAUAAGAAAGCUCCAGAGAACCCAUAUUGUUCAAAUAUUAAGAAUGAAGGAUCAUCCCAAAAACCUACGUAUAAGGAAUGCUUGACUAAGGGAGUAGAUCCUUUGGAUGGCGAAUAUAUCGAUUGGAAAAUAAUUGAAAAAUUUGAAGAAGCAUCCCCCAAAUUAAAAAAGAAUUGAAAGAAGAAAUACUUAAAGAAUUAAAGAAAGAAAUGAAUGACAAAUUUGAAGAAAUGAAAAAAGCAUAUGAUGAAAAAUUUGAAGUCUCCUUUUCUGAUGUAGAUACUAUGGAUUUAGGUGGUCAUGGGCAGCCUGACCAAUAAAGCAAUAUAAUAUAAAUUGAUAAUAAAUAUCCAUUCUUUGGGCGAAUGACCAAAGUAUGAAUUGAAUUUGAAUCAAUCCAAAAUGCAAGGACAGUGAAUGACAUUUGACUGUUAAAAAUACUGUGGAGAAUAUUGCUUUCGGCGGAAAAGAAAGGCGCAGGUACAGAGGUGUCUCCACCUUGGCCAAUUCAAGGACAAAGUAAAGCCAAAAAGAAGAUAAGCAUCUCCAUGGUGCGAGCCAGCUCGUGAAAAUACAGUAUCUAGAAGAUAAGCUUGAAGCAUAGUCGAGCCUCCCGAGCUCCUAUAAAAGGAGGGGUUUGCUCAGCUGAGAAGAACAACGAAGACACCAUUCAGAGCAAAGCUUUCAAGCGCGCUCUCACCCUCCAUUCCACCAUUCUUAGUAGUAGUGACUUUAGCCUACCUUGCAUAGUAUAUUGAAGCAAGGAGUUGUGUUAUAACGCUGUGUAAGGCUCAAGUCAAAAUACAGUAACAUGGCUAUCUUCGUGCUAGAGAUCAAGACUCCAUUAUAAAAACUUCCUAGGGCAAGUACACAAGAUUAAGGGGUUGUUUGGUUGAUGUCUAAGCUUGUCAUAACUAAGCUUAGGCAAGUUGUGGCAUGUGGCAAAAGUAUGGCUAAGAAAUAGUUAGCCACAAGUGUGGCAAUAUUAGCUCUAAUUAUCUGAGUAUGAUAUGUAGUACCUAAGGGUAGGAAAGUGUGGCAUGACAUAACUGUGGCAUUGAAACAAACACACGACUAAAAACUGUGGCAUGACUGAAGUGUGACGUGGUAAAGUGAAGCAAUCAACCAAACACCUCCUAAUUUCAAAAAGAAGAAGAAGAAGAAGAUGAAUUCAGCCUACUUACUUUGAGUGGGUGUUGAUAUGAACUGAGCUUAUUAAAUGAUGAAAAUGAAACGAGCAGAGAGUUGAUCAAUCCGUGUCGAGUCAAUAUCGGCCAUGCUGUGAUACAGUGGUAGCAUCUGCAGCCAGCUACGAGAUGAUUGCACCGAUUGUUUCCUCUGGCCUCGAGCCAAGGAUGUAAUUACAGUACGUAAUUGGUGCUAUUCAGGCCAGUUUUUUUAAGCUUAGAUUAAGUUGCGCGGCGGGCCAGGGAGCGGCCGUAGAGUAUUUGUUUUAGUAAUUUAGGGUUUAGCUAGGCAUGCACGAGCCAACGUGGAGAAGAUAUCGUUCAUGUGCAAAACGGCAAAUCUCUUCCCUUCCUACGUACUACUACUACUAGCGUCGUCCAAAAUUUGCCGACCGAAUCCAAACUCCCAUCUGCGCAGGCGCAGCGACCCAAACCGGGCCGCACGCGGCUACACCACCACUACAUAUAACACGCGCGAGGGGAGCAGCAGCAGCAACGGCCGCGAUAACACCUGCGACAAACCGGGCCGGGGUGAUCGAGCGCAGCUAGCGCGCGGCGCCAUGGACCCCUGCGCGUUCGUCCGCCUCACCGUGGACCAGCUCCUCCUCAAGCUGCCCUCCGUGCCGCGCCCGAGCUCCGGCGCCGCCGGCGUCCACCCUUCCACCUCCCCAUGCUUCUGCACGCUCCACCUCCAGGACCACCCCUCCGCCGGCUCCCACUCCCGCACCGCGCAGCUGCCGCUCGCGUCAUCCGAGUCCCCGGGCCCCGUCGCCGCCGGGGAGCCCGUGGUGAUAAGCCUCGACGCCGCCGCGGUGCAGAGGCUCUCGGCGCGCCCCGCCGCCGAGCUCGUCGUGUCCGUGCACGCCGGGCAGAAGGGGAACGCCGGCUGCGGCAUGAGCGCCGGCCGCGCGCUGGGCAGGGUGCGGGUGCCCGUCGACGUGGCGCGCGCCGCGGCCGGGGAGACCGUCGUCGCGCGCGACGGGUGGGUGGACGUGGGCAAGCCGGCCGCGGCGGCGGCGUCCCACGGCCACGCGCGCGCGCAGAUCCACAUGGUCGUGCGGGCCGAGCCCGACCCACGGUACGUCUUCCAGUUCGGCGGCGAGCCGGAGUGCGGGCCGGUCGUCUACCAGGUGCCCGGGGGCGCCGCCGGCGGUGGCCAGCGGCAGCCGGUGUUCACCUGCCGGUUCAGCGCUGGGCGGAGGGCAACCAGGACCAGAUCGUUGACGUCGGAGUCGUCCAUGACUCGGAGCACCAGCAGGAAGCUGCGGUCUUGGCUGAGCACGCUGCACGGCGACCGCGACGCGCAGGCGCGGCGCGAGCAGCGCAAGGGGUGGACGGUGACGAUCCACGACCUGUCGGGCUCCCCGGUGGCCAUGGCGUCCAUGGUGACCCCGUUCGUGCCGUCGCCGGCGGGCUCGGGGCGCGUCUCGCGCGCCAACCCUGGCGCCUGGCUCAUCCUGCAGCCCACCGGCGCCGGGCCGGCGAGCUGGAAGCCGUGGGCGCGGCUGGAGGCGUGGCGGGAGCGCGGCCCCGUCGACGCGCUCGGCUACCGGCUCGAGCUGGUGUUCGACUCGGGCCCCACCGAGUGCGCCGUCCCCAUCGCCGAGUCGUCCAUCAGCACCAAGCGCGGCGGCCAGUUCGUCAUCGACCCGGCCACGUUCCCCGUGGGCGCCGCCGGCGCCGCGUGGCCGUUCGCCGGCGGCUUCGUGAUGGGCUCCACGGCGGAGGGCGAGGGGAGGGCCAGCCGGCCCACCGUGCAGGUCGGCGUGCAGCACGCCACGUGCAUGGGCGACGUGGCGCUGUUCGUCGCGCUCGCCGCCGCCGUCGACCUCUGCAUGGACGCCUGCAAGCUCUUCUCGCAGAGGCUCAGGAAGGAGCUGUGCCAUGAUCAAGAGGACUAGCAGGGAGACGAAACGGAAUCAAGUGCAUGUACUUGGGGGUUUGGCUUGUGAAGUUGUGAUGCAUGCGAUCACUUUCAUGAUUGUGAUUAAAUUAGUUAACUAUAGAUAUUCAAUUGUUUCUUGUGAAAGUGAUGGCCUGUGGCUGUUUUUAGUUUAGGCUGGGUCGGAUCACAAGAAGAGAAACGUAUGCUCUAUAUUCUUUCCUCGCGAUAUUCUUUUGAUUCUUUUUAAUUUAUAUACGUUUCUGUUCCUCUUUUUUCCUUCUGAAAGUCUGGAAAUAAACUCGGCUGCCCGAUGCAAAUCUGCCCUUUGGUGUCUCUGUAGACUGUAGCCUGUAGGUGCCUCUGAUGAGUUGAUGUACACUACACAAAUUGUCUUUUCAGUCAACAGGUUAAUUAUACUA
Oryza sativa Japonica Group (Japanese rice) is the source of this 3850-nucleotide messenger RNA. NCBI's taxonomy places the organism in Eukaryota, Viridiplantae, Streptophyta, Magnoliopsida, Poales, Poaceae. The record is from RefSeq and is a predicted model, not a curated record.